AUGUACAUCUUCCCUAAUAAAAAUAUAGACAAACAUUGGAAAAGUGAUCAUUACCAUGCUUUGAAACUUCAUUUUCAGACAAAGUAUAGUCCUAAAAAACGUGACAUUCCAUACUUUCUAUUCGUGUGGCGUAGUCAGAAGGAACCUACAACACAACCAUCCACUGAUUCACAUUAA
This is a messenger RNA of Brugia malayi, 177 nucleotides long. RefSeq lists its product as uncharacterized. The transcript has 2 exons. Bases 1 to 177 code for a protein of 58 amino acids. NCBI's taxonomy places the organism in Eukaryota, Metazoa, Nematoda, Chromadorea, Rhabditida, Onchocercidae. The record is from RefSeq and is a predicted model, not a curated record.